Acaulospora colombiana is the source of this 1017-nucleotide messenger RNA. The record is from the annotation of a GenBank genome assembly. NCBI's taxonomy places the organism in Eukaryota, Fungi, Glomeromycota, Glomeromycetes, Diversisporales, Acaulosporaceae.
AUGAAGACGUUGACCACGCCCGAAGGCAAGACGAUCCAAACGCCAUCCGCGUUUCCCAUGUCGUCUUCACCAAGAUUCCCUUCCAUUCCGACCUUGGAUGAGUGGUCUGAUAUGUGGAAGUUGUGGGACACUGUAACCCUUGGGAUGAUAUCGCCCGAGAUGAUGAUGCAGCGUCCUAUCGAUUUGAGGCACAAGUGCCUAUUCUACUUGGGCCACAUUCCAACACUCGAAUCAGGUGAACUCGAAACGAAAGGUGUCCCAAUACGAAAGGCAAAACGGGUUCUGUGGAUGACCUUUGAACACGAGGCGUUCCAUGUUGAGAAGGCGGGUGAAGAGGGAGGGACUCGACCUCCUCCAGGAAUUGUACCUCCUGAUUGGGAAUCGCUUCAGCAAAAAUGGCAACAACGCCAGAAUUUAGAAAGCAAGGAAGAACCUACCGUGACACUGGGCCCAGCCCAGGUAGAGAUUGGCCACAACGACUUCGAAGCGGACGACUUGGUCGAAUUACAAAGCUUGAACGAUGACCAUGAGUUUGGGUGGGAUAACGAACACCCCAGGCGAAAGGUGGCAGUCGAAAAGUUCAAGAUUGAAAGAAAGCCAGUUAGCAAUGGAGAGUACUAUCUCUACUGGAGCAACCUGAAGGAUCAGAAGGACAUGCCGGCAAGCUGGGUAUCGCAGGAUGGCCAAAUCAUGGCCAGAACGUUGUUUGGCCCAGUGCCGUUGUCGGUUGCGCGAGAUUGGCCAUUGAUGGCCUCAUAUGACGAGCUCAACGGCUACGCCCGCUCUAAAGGGGGUCGCAUACCUACCGAAGCUGAAUUGAGGCUUUUUAUGGAUGAUCAAUCUUCUCGUGGAGAUAGCUCAUCGUUACUUCGCAGUCCUUCUCUAGGAAAUCCUACAAGAAAUGAGGCACCACAUAACGGUGGAGUAUGGGAAUGGUCCUCAACGAUCAUGGAUCGACACCAGGGCUAUGAAUCGUCGAUCCUCUACCCCGGCUAUUCCUCUGACUUCUUCGACGGG